Cylindrotheca closterium is the source of this 2718-nucleotide messenger RNA. The record is from the annotation of a GenBank genome assembly. NCBI's taxonomy places the organism in Eukaryota, Bacillariophyta, Bacillariophyceae, Bacillariales, Bacillariaceae.
AUGAUAGGCGAUAGAGCAGAUCCUUCGGGAGAGGGCGGGCCUAACAACACGCAAGCUGCUUGGCGUGAACGAGAGCAAAGACAACGAUCACUAAGAUUUCCUUUAAUGUUCUUACUUAUGAUGUUGCUGAUGGACGGCGAAGAGCAAAACCAACAGCGGAAAAACUUCGACAGAAAAACUUUGCGAAAGGAAAUGCAAGGGAUGGAAAAAGCGAUUAUUAAGUCUGUAUACUUACAGAGACAUCGACAGGAUGCAGUGAUUCAAUCCAUCGUAAGGGAGCACCACAGAUACAAGUAUCUAAUAGAAAGGAAUGAGGGGAAAGAUGUGUAUGAACAAAUGCGAAAUUGGAAUGAAUCGCAGUCCGAAAAUAUCUCCGGCUCACCCCAGGAUGAAGUUAGGUUCUAUCCGUGGAAUUGUAGUGGUAGCUACCAUGGAGAUUGGACACGAAUUGAAAGCACGAGAAAUGGACUUCGUCUUGACGAAAGUGAAAAUUUGCAGAACCCAGGCGUGACAAAGCGAAGUCUGCCAAGCUCACAGAGUAAGAUGUCCCACGAAUUCGAAAGGCUCCAGUCGAUUGGGGUGUACAAACUUCCGCAUGGGAGGUGUCUUUCAUUUCACAAUGCCUUGGCGCCAAACAAAGACGCAAGCAACGGAGGUUAUUCCAAAGAAAAAGUGCUGCCCCAUGGGCCAUGGCGAAGUGAAGAAAGCUCCGAAAAUCCUCUUUUGGCACUGACAAGAGAAUCAGGGAAGGUUGCCUUCCACCUGUAUUCCCGUCCUGUUCCUGCAAUGAAAGAAAUUAGCAUAAUCGAUGGGUUUGCCAAAAUAUACGACACAGCCACUCCAGGCUACUCUACGGGAAGGGAUAUUGUCUUGCGGGUUUCAGGCGUGCUCAUUAGAUCGCUUGGACGUAUUUCACUGGUCUCGCGGUCAUCAUCUGGCAUAAGUUCAUUCUACCUCAAGGGUUUAGAGAAGAGCUUUCUAAGGUCACAAGAAGUUCAAAGCGAUAAUGCAACCAACACAGUGCAAGCACCAGACAGAAGACUUGAAACUGCCCAACUGCAGAAUUCUACAAAUAUCGAUAGUCUUGUAACGUUCAGUGAAGAGAAGUACCCCGAAUUCAGCACCAAAGAACUGAUGAGACAGCUUGGUGACAGCAUUAAUGUUUCGUCUUCAUGUGAUAAACCUGGAUUGGUUUUCCCCUAUCCCUUCGUUGCAGACGACAAAGACCACACCCUUCGCCGGGUUCCACAACAAGCUAUCCGUCCAAAAUCACGCAAAGAACAGCUACUAGAGAACAAUGCCGGUGGUUGCGAUUUCGAGUUUACUUUAGAUGUCCGUGACGAAGAAUGGAAUUUCAAGGACUUGUUGGAGGCAGUUGGAAAAGAACAAACCACGAAUAUUCUGAUGGAUGAUUCAGGAAAAGAGGACAAAUCUAGAUCUGCCCGUGCCUUGCCGGGCGAAAAGAAGAAAGUGAAGAAUGGGAGACGAGAGCGGCAUUUUGUAACGGUUCUGAACGGGACCAUCUUUUCUCCGAACUGCAACAACUUUUCUGCAAGUCUAAAUGCGACAGCGCUUCGUGUAGACAUAGAUCGCCCCGUGGAUAGUGCGAUGAACUAUUCCUUCUACAUGAUGCUAACAUGUCUGACACAAAUAGUUCUUUUGUUACGACAGCUACUACACACCCAGGCACAAGGGGCUGCGAAUAAGGUGUCAUUGGUCUCCAUCGGGUGCCAAGCAACACUCGACGCAAUUUUGUGUCUUACCCAUGUAUACCUGAGUGUGAUAAUGCCGUUUGCUUUCACUGCUCUUGCAAGCGUUGCUUUCUUCAAGCUACUAAUUUUCUGUGUUGUCGAGCUGAAAUUUAUGGCAAUUGUACUCCAGGCUCGGAACUCAAAUACACCUGGAAACUCUGCUGAGAAUUUGAGGCGGCAAAUAACCCGAAUGCACCUCCGGUUCUACCUAUCCCUUGGGUUGAUUCUAUUAUUUCUUUUCUACGGUUGGGGAUCCUACAAAAGACUUUGUAUUCUUUCUCUGUAUUCAUUCUGGGUUCCCCAGAUUUUCAGAAAUGUUGCCACUGAAUCCAAGCGUGCUCUGCGGCGCCAAUAUGUUUAUGGAAUGAGUUUGACGAGACUUCUUGCCCCCUUCUUUGUAUUUUCAACAGAGUCAAGCUUUCUGAAAGAGUUGUUUCCUGGCACCAUUGCGGACACUGGCUUGUGCCAAUUACUUGUUGUUUGGAUAGGGAUACAAGCAGCUCUCCUUGAGGCGCAAGACAGAUUUGGGGCACGCUUUAUGAUACCAGCUCCUUUCCUGCCUCCUAAGUUUGACUACUUUCGCCCAAUUCCAGGGCAUUUGCUCCCUGCCGGGUCCCAGACAGGAGCUUUGUCCGAGACCUGUAACGUGAGCAAUCAUUUUGCUGAUGGGAGACCUGUCAUGUCUAGAACAAAUGGCCAAUCGAGUGGCUCCGGAGCAAGACAUAGAAAUCGAGGAAGCCGCACUAGAGUGGGGUCCGGAACAACAAGUGAAAUAGCGGGCACACCUGGAAGCAGGGGUUUGUUGCGGCUUGAUUGCGUAAUAUGCUACAAUGACAUUGAUGUUCGGAGUAGACAGAGCUACAUGCUUGCACCUUGUAAUCAUGUUUUCCACAAAGAGUGUCUUAUGCGUUGGAUGGAGGUGAAGAUGGAGUGCCCUGUAUGCCGAACAGAUCUCCCUGCCAUAUAA